Messenger RNA from Bactrocera oleae (olive fruit fly), 3459 nucleotides. Its product is annotated as endoplasmic reticulum metallopeptidase 1. Gene Ontology annotation, molecular function: metalloexopeptidase activity. The record is from RefSeq and is a predicted model, not a curated record. Gene Ontology annotation, biological process: proteolysis. NCBI's taxonomy places the organism in Eukaryota, Metazoa, Arthropoda, Insecta, Diptera, Tephritidae.
AAAAAAUAAAUAAAAAAGUAAAUAGAACUACGCAUUUAUUUAUCACCAAAAAAAAAGGUAUAAGUAUAUAAAAAUAUACAACAACCAACACAAAUCGAUCGCUCUCUCUAUCGUGUUUUGUUUCGCAUUCUCCAAGAGAGUAUGGUGCACUUGCCUCCGAACCGGCGAUUACUCACGCAGACAUUUGGCAAAAUUAACUAAAUCUCUGGAGAGCAUUUGAAAAACUCUCCAUUUAUUUACCUUAAAACAUAUUGAGAGCCAAAGGCAUAUACUCACAUACUCUUUAACUACAAGUAUGUGUGCGUGUAACAAUAACAUUUCGUAUACCUCAGCACGCCGGCAGACGGACAGUAUGUGACUAAAAGUCAUGUCUUUUGGUUGUGAUUUGAUUAGUGUUGAGCUAGUACAAGUUUCGAAUUUGUUAGCAAUCCGAAAAUUGAGAACCACUUACCUGACAAAUUGGCUAAAAUAAGCAGUGUAAAUAAUACUUUUUAAGAUUGUGCUGUCUGGUUGUUGUAACUUAAUAAAUCGCCAAAAAUUAUUGGCUAGUUGCGAUUUAACUAAUCGCAUAUAGUGUUUGAUUUGUGGGCUCAGUUGUUUGCUGCACGAUGAGCAGUAAGGGUGAAAUCAGACGACGUGUGAUGACGCCUAAUCCCAAUACGCACACCACCGAUCCGUUGCUGCAGCAGCGCAGCGAGACAUUUCGAACCCGAAAUUGCUGGCAACGUCUCUUCGUUGAUCAUGGUAAAAUCAAAUGGUACUGGGCACCAAUCUUCCUCAGCUUUUGGGUGCUACUCUACUUUUGCAUAUCCAUACCCGCCUACCAUCGAUUACCCAAACCGAUUAAUAUUGCGGAUGAAUCCCGUUAUCCUGAUCGUUUUAUAGCGGAGAGAGCAGAACAAAAUUUGAAAAAACUGACUGAAUUAGGUCCCCGUGUGGUGGGUAGCAAGGCGAAUGAGGAAGGUGCUAUCAAAUAUUUUCAAAAUUACGUAACAAAACUGAAAGCUGAAGCUAAUCCCAUAUACGAAAUUGAAAGUGAUAUACAGUUAGCUUCUGGUAGCUAUUGUCACUGGAAUAUGGUGAAUAUGUAUCAAGGUAUACAGAACUUUGUUAUUAAAAUUGCGCCGAAAGAGUCGAAUAGCACUUCGUAUUUGUUGGUGAAUAGCCAUUAUGAUUCGGUGCCGCAUGGAACAGGUGCUGGCGAUGACGGCACAAUGGUUGCUAUUAUGUUGGAGACAAUACGCGUUUUAUCGAAAUCGGAUAAGCCGCUGCGUAAUCCUGUUGUCUUCCUUUUCAAUGGCGCUGAAGAGAAUCCACUACAGGCCUCACACGCUUUCAUUACACAACACAAAUGGGCCAAAUAUGUCAAAGCUUUAAUAAAUUUGGACUCAGCUGGCAACGGUGGACGCGAAAUUCUUUUCCAAUCUGGCCCUAAUCACCCUUGGUUGAUGAAGCAUUAUCGACGCGCCAUUAUGCAUCCGUAUGCGUCGACAGUGGCGGAAGAAAUGUUCCAACGGCAGUUUAUACCGUCGGACACGGAUUUUAGAAUUUUUAGAGAUCACGGGCGUAUAGUGGGUUUGGAUAUGGCACAUCAAUAUAACGGCUAUGUCUAUCACACACGCUACGAUGUUUCGGCGAUCGUACCACGUGGUACCUUCCAAAAUACAGGUGAUAAUGUACUAGCGUUAGUGCGAGAACUUUCCAAUGCGCCUGAGUUGGAGGAUCCCUCACACGAUUCCGAAGGCCAUACCAUCUUCUACGAUGUGCUCGGCCGUUAUUUGGUCUUCUAUACGCAAACUGAGGGUGUCAUUUUAAAUGUAUUCAUUUCCAUAGUCGCGAUCAGUAUAUGCACCUACUCGUUCAAACAAAUGGCAAAUAGUACGGGUACUAAAUUCGGUAGCGUCUUAAAUCGUGCUCUCACUUUACUCGGCGUACAAGUACUCGCUGUGAUCAGCGGUACAGCGCUCUGCUUCUCGGUCGGUGUAUUCAUGGAUCUAGUACAUAUGCCGAUGUCUUGGUUUACCAACUCUUGGCUCAUUAUGGGUUUGUACUUUUGUCCGCUGUUCUUCGGUUACGCCAUAGUGCCAGCAUUAUAUUUCCAUUCGCAACGGAAGGAGCGGUUCCCACUUGGUUAUCGUAUUCAAAUAUUGCUGCACUGCCACUGUCUCUUCCUGACUUUCGUUAUACUGAUCGCCUCUAUUGCCGGUAUACGCUCCGCUUUUAUGCUUAUGAUCGCGGUGCUCUUUUAUUCAAUCGGUUUAAUCAUCAAUUUAUGUACCAAAUUACAUAACAGCUCAUUACUAUGGCUGAUACCACAUAUCCUCUGUAAUAUUCCACCAUUCCUUUUCUACGCCUACCAGGCACAUGGUUUCUUUGUCGCCUUCAUUCCAAUGACCGGUCGCUUCGGCGCCAGUGUAAAUCCCGAUCUGAUCAUAUGCGCAUUUACAGUGAGUAUGGGUUUACUCACCGGCGGUUUUAUGAUUCCAGUACUCAACCUGUUCCACAAGUCCAAAACUAUAAUUUGCUCACUACUCACAUUUACUGUGCUCUUUAUAAUACUCGCAGUGACACCCAUCGGUUUUCCGUACCGUCCAGAGACUAAUAUACAGCGCUUUUCAGUAUUGCACACCCGUCGCGUCUUCCAUGAUCAAACGAAUGCUGUACGUCGCAUAGAGACAGGCUACUUCCUUUUACCGCAAGAUCGACGCACUUAUUCUGUUAAGAAUCACUUACUCAACAUGUCUUCGGCACAAACACUCGACAAGGAUUGCGCCGAGGAGAUGCUGUGCGGUUUACCGCUCUACAACCAUCGCUGGCAUAAAGCGCGCGCCUCAAGUGUUUGGAUCCCUGGCCCUGAUCCCAAAUUUGACAAAGAGCCACAGUUGAACUUGAUUUUAAAGGAUCAAUUAAGUAAAACUUCUAUACGCUAUGUACUAGAGUUAAGUGGUCCCGAUCACAUGGGCAUCUUUAUAAAUCCUUUGAAAGAUCGCAAGAUCAAAGCCUGGUCAUUCCAUUACACGCCAUUGCGUUUGGAUUGGGAGCCACCAUACUUCAUAUAUUUCUCAUACGGCAAGGAUAGUACUCCAUUGAAAUUCACACUUGAAUUUGAGAAUCCCACGGAGGACUGGAGCUCAGCUAUAUUUGAGAUUGGCAUCGCUGGCCAUUGGAAUCAUGAUGAGCGCACUCAUACUCCAGACUUUAAGAAAUUUCUGCAGAGCUUCCCCAAGUAUGUGGAUGCGAUAGCAUGGCCAGCAUAUUAUGAGACACGACUGUUCUAAGUUCAACAUAUAAUUUUAAUGUUCCAACUUAAUAUUGACUUAAGAAAAAAGUUCUUAGAGGAAAUUCUGAAACUAUUCUUUUUUUAAUUUAUUUCUACCGUGCAAAUUUGUAGAACAACAAAAAAAAAAUUAUAAAUAAAUAUAAAUAAUUUUUUAUAAUAAACCAGUGAAAAUUUUCAAA